UUUGGGCAAACAAGAAGCUUAAGCAACACGUAGCCUUACCACACACCCUGAGCUCUAGUAGCACACCCCCACAGGCCACAGCUAGCCAUGUCUCUGCCCACGUUAAUCUUCGCGCUCCUCGUCGUGAGCAGCGCCGUCGCCGCUCCCCGUGCGCACGCGGCACGGGAGCUCGCCGGCAACGACGCCAUCGCCGUCGACGCUGCCAUGGUGUCGAGGCACGAGAAGUGGAUGGCGGAGCACGGGCGCACGUACGCGGACGAGGAGGAGAAGGCGCGGCGCCUGGAGGUAUUCCGCGCCAACGCCAAGUUCAUCGACUCGUUUAACGCCGCGGAGGAGAGCAGCCACCGGCUGGCCACCAACAGGUUCGCCGACCUCACCGACGAGGAGUUCCGCGCCGCGAGGACCGGCCUCCGGCCGGUGGCUGGCGCGGGGAGCGGCGCCGGCGGGUUCAGGUACGAGAACUUCAGCCUGGCCGACGCGGCUGGGAGCAUGGACUGGAGGGCCAUGGGCGCCGUCACCGGCGUCAAGGACCAAGGCUCUUGCGGCUGUUGCUGGGCGUUCUCGGCGGUGGCGGCGGUGGAAGGGCUGACCAAGAUCCGCACGGGGCGGUUGGUGUCGCUGUCGGAGCAGCAGCUGGUGGACUGCGACGUGAACGGCGACGACGAGGGCUGCGCCGGCGGCCUCAUGGACAACGCCUUCGAGUACAUGGUCCGCCGCGGCGGCCUCACCACGGAGUCGUCCUACCCGUACCGCGGCACGGACGGGUCGUGCCGCCGCUCGGCCUCGGCCGCGUCCAUCCGGGGGUACGAGGACGUGCCGGCCAACAACGAGGCCGCGCUGAUGGCGGCCGUGGCGCACCAGCCCGUGUCCGUGGCCAUCAACGGCGGCGACAGCGUGUUCCGGUUCUACGACAGCGGCGUGCUGGGCGGGUCCGGCUGCGGCACGGAGCUCAACCACGCCAUCACGGCGGUCGGGUACGGCACGGCGAGCGACGGCAGCAAAUACUGGAUCAUGAAGAACUCGUGGGGCGCGUCGUGGGGCGAGCGCGGCUACGUCAGGAUCCGCCGCGGCGUGCGCGGCGAGGGCGUCUGCGGCCUCGCCCAGCUCGCGUCCUACCCUGUCUAGCCGAUUCGAUCAGUGGUACACGUCACUAGCUGGCUUGUUUGGUUCGCUACGCUAUAAGCACCGUACGUUCCUGACACGCUUAUCCGAUCGACUAAACUAGCUACUCGUAGAUAAAUAAUCUGACAUUAAUUAAGAUUGCGUGUGUACAUAUAGAUGUGUAGAUGAUAAAUAGGUACUGUAACGACGCGACCCAAUCAAAGUAUGUGCGGGUUGCUUGUAUUGUCGUACGUAGCUGCGUGUGAUCUAUCAUGAAACCAUGAUGAAUGUGUACAUAUUGGCUUGUAAGUUGUAACCACAGAACAUGUAUUGUAAUGAGUAUUUCACCGCGAAAAUUAUACAGACGAUGUAUUAGGUUGCGUA
Messenger RNA from Aegilops tauschii subsp. strangulata, 1485 nucleotides. Its product is annotated as senescence-specific cysteine protease SAG39. Gene Ontology annotation, molecular function: cysteine-type peptidase activity. Lineage: Eukaryota; Viridiplantae; Streptophyta; Magnoliopsida; Poales; Poaceae. The record is from RefSeq and is a predicted model, not a curated record. Gene Ontology annotation, biological process: proteolysis.